Messenger RNA from Gossypium raimondii (Peruvian cotton), 717 nucleotides. RefSeq lists its product as uncharacterized. The transcript is spliced from 2 exons. Lineage: Eukaryota; Viridiplantae; Streptophyta; Magnoliopsida; Malvales; Malvaceae. The coding region runs from base 255 to 539 and encodes 94 amino acids. The record is from RefSeq and is a predicted model, not a curated record.
UCGUCAAUGUUUGAGUUAAGGAUCCCUAAAAUUACCUCUCUGAUGGACCUUCCCUCGUUUUCCUCCCAAACAACCGUCCUCACCGACGAGUGGGAGCUCUGCAACGACGAUGGAUUCAUCUACAAAGGCGAGAAACGCCACCGCGUUCUUACCGAACCAUCUUGUUUCCGGCAGAUCCCGAGGAAGAAGAGAAACGAAGGAGAGAGUGGAAGAGGAAAACUCUUAUCUAAGUGAAGGAGAAGUAGAAUAAAGAGAUGAAGCAGUGGGAGGCUUUGGAGAACGCUUUGAAGUCAAUGCAAGAGAAGGCUUUAGAUUUUCAAUUUCAACAGCAAGAAAGAAGGAAAUCAAGGGAGAAAGAAGAGGAAAAGGGAAUCGCGUCGUUCUCAGGGUCGGAGAACAUAGAUAAGGAUAAGAAGGAUAACGACUUUGGCUCUUUGGUUGAUGAGCUUCUUUUGCUGACAGAAGCUCAUGAAAUGGUAAUUCAUGAUGUUUCGAAUCUGUGUGACAUAGCAGAAGCAGUAUGUGAUGCACAGGAGUAGCAAAUGAAGCAAUCUUAUUUCGAUCUUCAUGUUUGGGCAUUGCUUUGUGAUGAGUAAGUCUUUUAGGAUUGUUCUUAUCUGUUAAAAAAAGAACAAAUUUGAUCACGGCGACCCUCUAGCUAUAAUUUUUGUGUAACAUAUAAUGUUGAUAGAUAGUAAUGCUCUGAAAAGGCCUCAU